AUGGAAAUAACGAAAUCGUUGCAAAAAUUAUUGUUGAGUACGCAGGGUGUGCAGCAUAUCUUCAUCACUGAUAAGGAAGGUAUACCGAUUAUUGGUGUAAACGAGUUAGGCGAAGAAGAUCUACGAAAUCGAAUGCAACUUAUCAACAGUAAUCAGAUAACGAUGGAACAGAUACCAAAGUUGAAUCUUGGCGAACAAAAAUCAGCAAUUUUCUGUUAUGAAUCGACAACUCUAGUAAUGCUUCAAAUCAGCUCAUUCUUUGUAAUCAUUAUUGCAAGUUCUGAAGCUUCUCUUGGUACACUACGAAAUCUUAGGCAUGCGCUGAAAUCUAUUAUCAAGGAAAUUGCAAGUGCAGCUGGUUUACACUGA
Messenger RNA from Brugia malayi, 369 nucleotides. RefSeq lists its product as uncharacterized. NCBI's taxonomy places the organism in Eukaryota, Metazoa, Nematoda, Chromadorea, Rhabditida, Onchocercidae. The transcript is spliced from 3 exons. The record is from RefSeq and is a predicted model, not a curated record. Gene Ontology annotation, biological process: cellular response to amino acid stimulus; positive regulation of TOR signaling. Gene Ontology annotation, cellular component: Ragulator complex. Bases 1 to 369 code for a protein of 122 amino acids.